Messenger RNA from Hibiscus syriacus, 1200 nucleotides. Its product is annotated as NAC domain-containing protein 89-like. The record is from RefSeq and is a predicted model, not a curated record. Gene Ontology annotation, biological process: regulation of DNA-templated transcription. Gene Ontology annotation, molecular function: DNA binding. NCBI's taxonomy places the organism in Eukaryota, Viridiplantae, Streptophyta, Magnoliopsida, Malvales, Malvaceae. The transcript has 4 exons. The coding region runs from base 1 to 1116 and encodes 371 amino acids.
AUGAUGGCAGGUGAAGGAGGAGUUUCAAGAGAAACCCAAAUGUCCAUACAAGCAUCUUCAAUGUUUCCAGGCUUUAGAUUUUCACCAACUGAUGUUGAAUUGAUCUCUUAUUACUUGAAAAAGAAGCUCCAUGGCCAUGAUAAGUGUGUCGAGGUCGUUCCCCUGAUUGAAAUUUGUAGAUACGAGCCUUGGGACUUGCCAGCCAAGUCGAUCAUAAAGUCCGAUAACGAGUGGUUCUUCUUCUGCGCUCGAGGAAGGAAGUACCCGAAUGGUUCACAAAAUCGAAGGGGAACCGAACAGGGUUAUUGGAAAGCCACCGGGAAAGAACGAAAUGUCAAGUCCGGCUCCAAUGUCAUCGGCACCAAGAGGACCCUCGUGUUCCACUCCGGUCGCGCACCGAGAGGCGAAAGGACCGAGUGGAUCAUGCAUGAAUAUUGUAUGACGGGAAAAUCCCAGGAUUCCCUAGUUGUUUGCCGUCUAAAGAAGAACGGCGAGUUUCGUCCGAAUAACAACUCGACUCGUGGUCCUCGUAAUAUGUCGAUUAUGCACGACAGCAACUGUGCUACCUCGGAUGGUGGAACCGACCUGACUGCCUUGUGUGAAGGGGAGAAGGCAGCCGAAUUCUAUUCAAAGAAGGCUUCUAGCAGUAAUGAUUCUCAUUCAAUAGAGCAAAUCGAUUUGGUGUCCGACUCCGAGCAGAAACUUUCGAACGAUGUUGGACCGACAGAAUCUUCAACAUACAAAAUGGAUUCUGACGAGGAAGAGGAUUUCUUCUCUGAGAUACUGAAAGAUGACAUAAUAAGGCUUGAUGAAACUUCAUUCUCAACCCCAAUACCAGAGAUCGUGCAACAAAAUGCACCCUGCAAUGUAUCCUUCUUUCAGGGCGAACCGAAAGGGACAAUCAAACAGAGACCGGCUAAAGGAGAUACAAUCGGCGAUGCCAAUGCGUCGGAACAUGGCCUCGGUGAGACAUCGAUUGAGAAACGAAUGAGUUCUCUAAUGUCUGAGGAAUCAUCAAAAUGUAUGGUAUCCCCAUUCUCAUCGAGGACUGCCAUUUUAGUCAUCCUGAUCAUUUUACUGGCUUUGUUUCUGUCAUUUAUAAGUUGUUCCGACUAAAAAACCAGCAAAGUAGUUCAAAUGCGAUGAGUUCUACUGGAAUUUCUGUCAAUGAAUAGUGUGAGUAAUUACGUUUUACUGGAA